AUGGAGACUUACGGGAAGAAGAAGAAAAACGCUCUGAUGGGCUCGUUUGCUUCUCUUAGAAACAACCAGCAAAUCAAAGCAAAUAAGAGUAGAGCUAGCAACAGAGAGUCAAGCACGCGCCAGUUGUCGGCCUUUCACUCUCCGGCCGGCACCGAAGAACAGCAAUCAGUCGGAGAGACCCCGAGUGAGGACAAUGGUGGAUCGACAGAUGAGAUUGCCAUCAAUGAGCCACGCGAUAAGCCCAUGGCCGUCGAGAACGCCUUACCACAAUUGCCCAGUCUCAAUUUUAGUGAGAACGAGAUGUGUAUCACGGGCAAGAGUACAGUCACCGAUACUGACUUUAAUGGGACCGCCAAACCUUCAUUGCACUCAAGAAAGAAUCCAGCGCCCCCUAUUCCUAGAAAAUCUUCCAAGAGACAGACCGCGUUGAAUAAGACAUCUCGCCGUAGAAGCCCAACCAAGGAGUCUCAAACUCGAAGAUUCCCAAAAGGACCAAUUCUUCGGGCAUCGGGCGGUCUUGACGAGCAAUCACGCUUAAUUGUCAGUCCUUCUGAUCCAAAUACAAUUAAUACUUCUGUUGCGCAAACAUUCAAGGCAAUGGAAGAACUCAAACCAGGAUCGACAAAUACUUUGGUCGUCGAAAAAAAGAGAAGAUUAAAGGCCGGGACUUUUCUUAAGGUUAAAAAUGUAUUACAAGGAAGCUUUCGCCGUAGGAAGAAUGAUAAUAGCCAAGAAAAUCAUUUGGUUCAGCCGCCCUUCGUCAACCCACCAACAAUUCAAGAACAACCUGAUAGACGCUCGGAAUCUCUUAAUGGCACAGACCUGAGACUUAAUGAAGUACAAAACUUGAAGGAAAAUUCCAGGCUGCAAAAGAUGACAGAGAAUCUCAAAAUUCCCAGAAAGCCACUUAACAGUGAUGUAAGAUCUUUCCACAGUCAGAAUUCUGCACUCACAGACCCAUUUACCGAGCCACCAAGUUCAAGUGAGCAAGUUAUGCAACUUUCAACCUUCAGUAACCAGAUGCCUGAAAUUGGAUCCGCGCCAAAAUUUCCAAGUAUCGAUCGCGCAACUAAGAAGUCUUCAGCCCACCAAAGCAACAGAGACUUCGAUGAUCUAGACUCACUACUUACUUCUAGUCCCUUGGCCCAAUCGACACCAAGAUUGCGGCUAGUGUGUAACCAUACUGAUCCAGACAGGACCAGGAGAAUGCACAAAGUGGACGCAGGCUCACCAUCUGUCCUCGACCACGACACGUUUGCUGAAGAUAGUGAAGUCUACCAAGGCAUGCUGGCAGGUAGCCCGAUCAAGCUCAGAGAACAGGCCCAGCCUGAGCACCUUCGAAAUAUUGUUCAGCAUGUUGGAUUAUUAAGAGAGAAGACAGUCAAUAACUUCGUCGCUGCCGUGCAAACAUUAUCCGGAUCUACAAGUGAUUCAGGCUUUGCUCCUCUCAAUCGAAAGUGGAAGAAGAACCCGUCUCCAAGCAAGGCAAGAUUGGAAGAAUUAAGCAGGCGUCUUCCAUAUUUCCCUGACCCAGAACCUAUUCUCUACCGUAACCACAAGCAUAAGGAUAGCAAAGACAUCAACAAAGAAACUUUUGCUUCACGUGAAAAGCGUAAGACCGACGAUCAAGAGAAUAAGGAGCUCUUGGAAGGACUUCUCACAUCGGAUGAGGAUGAGCAAAGCUCAGAGCAUGGAACGGAGGAAGAGGAGUUCUCACAGAAACUACAGACCCUCAAUAGGGCAUCAACGUCCUUGCCUCUAAUUAACCUAUCAUCUAGACCCAUAUCAUUGAGCCAAUCAUCCCCAACCCUUGGCGUUGAAGGUUUGGAGGUAAGAGUUUCUGCUCAGCCUAGAAAUCUAAUGGACCAAGAUGACUCGAUGAUGGAUCUGGAUGAAUUACAGUCAGUUCAAGAAUCUUCUCCACCCCAAACAUUUUACGAUAAUGUGGGCAAUGGCGACCUGAUCGAAUUUUAA
Botrytis byssoidea is the source of this 1974-nucleotide messenger RNA. RefSeq lists its product as uncharacterized. The transcript has 3 exons. The coding region runs from base 1 to 1974 and encodes 657 amino acids. The record is from RefSeq and is a predicted model, not a curated record. Lineage: Eukaryota; Fungi; Ascomycota; Leotiomycetes; Helotiales; Sclerotiniaceae.